CGGAAACGAAAGCAUCCCAACCUCCGCACCACCGCACCUCGGCGAGACGGCGACCAUCUCCCUCAUGCCGUCGUCGUCGCCGGCGAUGGCAUCCCAGCCACCGCCGACGCCUCCGGCUCAGGAGCUCGACCUCGACGCCUUCCUCCCGUCGUCUCCCGCCUCCUCCUCAGCCUCCGACGCCGACGCCGAUCACCGCCGCGCCGUCGACGACCUGCUCCUCCUCCUCUCCUCGUCCGACUCCGACUCCGACGACGAGCCGACCCGUAAGCCCACCACCAACCUCAAACCCCUAACCCGUACCAAAGCCCCACCGCCGCCCCCUAAACCUUCUUCCCCAUCCCCUCCCGCGUCUGCCUCCGCCUCCGCUUCACCCGGGAGAUCCACAUCCGCAUCGCCGUCGGCGACGCUCUCCUCCCUCGUCUCGAGAACCUUCUCGAGCAACGCAGCUUCCUCUUCCACCUCCUCGGCGAGGCCACUCCCCUCGCUCUUCCGCGGUGUCCGCCCCAGCCCCAAGCCCGGCGCCGCCCUGGCCGCGGCGGCAGCCGCGUCCCGCGCCGUUCUCACCCCGCACGCCGCUGCAAUUAAGUCCCGGCGCACCGCCUCCGCGCCCAUCGGGAAGCUCCUCGACGAGGGCUCCAGCUCCGAAGCCUCCGAGGGGAUCCUUUCCACUGGAAAUUUCGAAGCAGAGGAAGUAGCUGAGAAGGUCAGCGAGGAAGUGGUUGCUAGGGUGACCGAGGAAGCUGUCGGUGGGAGUGGGGAUGAAGAAUUGGAAGAGUACAAGCAUGGGGAAGUGGGGACUGAAGAGAAUUCCGAGCCCUCCGAAUUGGUGGACCUAGGCAAUGUCGAUUCUGUUGCUGUGGAAAAUCUCAACGAGCAGGAGCAACUUGGGGGCGAGAAUUUGGCAGAAGCAGAUCAAGUUGGGAGUCAAAUUGGGCUUGUUGAUGAAGAAAAUAGUGAUGAGGAAAUUACUGAUGGAAAUUUAGUGGAAUCUGGUGAGAUUGUGGAUCAAGAUGGGUCAGUAUCCGAGGAAAAGACUGAUGAUGGACUGGAAGUUGAACGUUCUGACACUGAUUUGGAAGAGCAACUGGAAUCUGAGAGCAUCAUUGAUAAGGUGAUCGAAGAGAGGUUGGAGAUCACCAGGAUGGCUGAAAAAAAUGCAGAGAAAAGACCGAAGGUACCGAUGAAACCAUUGGAGCGGGCUGAGGAGCUUGAGAAGAGGCAGGCCUCAUUUGGGCAACACUGGGAGGAGGGAGCAGCAGCACAACCCAUGCACCUGGAGGGGAUUGGGAAGGGGCAACCAGCUAUUGGUUACAUGCAGAUUGAGGUGGACAACCCAAUAACUCGUGCCAUGGCAUCUCCGUCUUUUAGACAGGACCAUGGCUCUCCUCAGGUCUUAGCAGUACAUAGGAGCUAUAUUGCCAUGGGCAUGUCCACUGGAUCUGUUAUCAUCAUCCCAAGCAAAUACUCCAUCCAUCAAGCUGAUGAUACAGAUGCAAAGAUGCUGUUCUUUUGGAACCAAGGUGAGAAAACCCAAUCACCAGUGACUGCCAUGUGCUUUAACCCGCAAGGGGAUCUUCUGCUAGUAGGGUACGGCGAUGGUCAUAUGACAAUUUGGGAUGUACAGAAGGCUACUGCAGCAAAAGUCAUACAUGGUGAGCAUACAGGAGCUGUAGUGCAUGUUUGUUUUAUCCGCCAAUCUAAAGCCAUCACUGGUGAUUCAAAAGGGCUUGUUCUUCUGCACACAUUCUCUAUUAUCCCCGUCAUUAAUCGCUUGACUAUCAAGGGAACUCAGCGCCUUUUUGAUGGAAACACUGGAAUCGUGCUCUCAGCCUGUCCUCUUCUAGCAGAUGAAUCCUUCGGUUCUGGCAACUCAUCUACGCAGGGCAACCUACCAACUUCCUCCAGUGGUGGUCUUGGGAGCAUGAUGGGAGGUGUAGUUGGAGUAGAUUCUGGAUGGAAGUUUUUCAAUGAAGGUUCUUCUCCAUUGGAGGAUGGUGUUACAGUCAUGUUCAUUAUGCAUCAACAUGCUCUUGUGGUUAGACUCCGUACCAACAUUGACCACGUUGACCAUAUUGAGACCUUUUCUAGACCGGAAGGAGCACGCGAAGGGUCAAUUGCUUAUGCUGCAUGGAAAUACACAUCGUCCUCCACAGAUUCAUCAUCAAUUGAUGAAGAGCGAGUAUCUUGGCUUGCGCUUGCAUGGGACCGUCAAGUACAAGUUGCAAAAUUUGUUAAAUCAAAGAUGAUCAAACAUAAGGACUGGAAGCUUGAUAGUGCCGCUGUUGGCGUUGCCUGGUUAAAUGAUCAGAUGUUAGCUGUCCUUAACUUAAAAGGGCAGCUCUGUUUGUUCUCAAAAGAUGGCAGUGAGCUUCGGAGGACUAUCUUUAUUCUUGAUGGUUUUGUCUUUGAUGACAGCAUACUGUACCAUACACAUUUUUCUAACAGGUUUGGCAAUCCUGAGAGGCAUUUUAACAACUCAGUAGCAGUAAGAGGUGCUACAGUAUAUAUUCUUGGCCCAAGCUUUCUUACAGUUUCGCGACUUCUUCCAUGGAAAGAGCGGAUUGAAGCACUAAAGAGGGCUGGUGAUUGGAUGGGUGCACUGGACAUGGCAAUGAAGCUUUAUGACGGUCACACACAGGGUGUUGUUGAUCUUCCGAGAGCAGUUGAUUCUAUAAGGGAAGCCAUAAUGCCGUAUUUAGUAGAGUUGCUGCUGUCAUAUAUAGGUUAUGUCUUUGAAUAUAUUUCAAUUGCAUUGUCAAAUCAUGCUGGAAAGGGGGGAGCAGCAGAUGGCCUGAUAGAUGCCGAUAGAUCCCUGCUGACACAGAGAGAAGAACAAUAUGCUCGUGUAGGAGGGGUUGCUGUCGAGUUUUGUGUUCACAUUGGGCGGAAUGACAUCCUGUUUGAUACAGUCUUCUCUAAGUUUGUUGCUGCUCAAAGUGGAGGUAUAUUUCUGGAGGUACUAGAGCCAUAUAUAUUGAAAGAUAUGCUGGGUUCUUUACCCCCUGAGAUCAUGCAAGCUCUAGUAGAGCAUUAUAGUGGCAAAGGAUGGUUGCAGCGAGUCGAACAAUGCAUUCUUCAUAUGGAUAUUUCAUCACUGGACUUUAAUCAGGUAGUCAGACUGUGUCGUGAGCAUGGGUUAUAUGGUGCUCUAAUUUAUUUAUUUAACCAAGGGUUGAAUGAUUUCCGUACACCUCUAGAGGAACUUCUAUCUGUCAUCCAGAGUGCUACUCGAAAAGAUGCUACUUCUACUUGCUACAGAAUGCUUGUUUAUCUGAAGUAUUGCUUCCAGGGCCUAGCAUUUCCUCCAGGGCAUGGAACAAUUCCCCGAGCCCAGCUUCAUGCAGUGAGAAAAGAACUUCUGCAAUUCAUGCUCGAGGACUCUAAAUUGCUCACUUCUGAAGUAUUUAAGGGUUUUAGUUCUUCUGGAAAAUGCCCAAACAUAUGCUAUCUUCUAUGGAUGGAUACGGAAGCUACUUUGGAAGUUGUCAAGUGUGCUUUUGCACAAGAGAAUUUUGAACCUACUUCUAGUACUCUUGAUGCAUCUGUAUCUAAGGAUAAAGAAGAUACUGAUAUUCAAAGCCCAGAUAGUCAAAUUAUUUUGUUACAAAGUGUAGUUGACACCAUCAUUCAUAUUGUUGGUUUAGAAAAUGAGGUGAUCCAUUCCGUUGUUGUGGGUACUGCUGAGUCAGAAGAAUCGGAACUUUGGCCUUCAGUUAAUGACUUUGGUCAUAUAAUUGAAUUUGUGUCCUUUUUUGUUUCCCAUAAAAGGGCAAACGCAUCUCAAAGAGUUCUCAAGCACAUUCUUAAAUACCUCACGUCAUCCCCUACAUCAUAUGAUGAUAAAAAGAUGCCACCUCAGAAAGAAGUUCUUCAGCUCUUCAACGUGGUUCCUCAAACUGACUGGAAUUCUGAUUAUGUGUUGAAUCUUUGUUUAGAUGCCCAUUUUCAUCAGGCUUGUGGCAUGAUAUAUACAGCCAGAAAUCAAAAUUUGGCUGCCUUAGAUAGUUACAUGAAGGAUACAAUGGAACCAUACCAUGCAUUUAUCUUCAUCAACAAAAAGUUACUUCAAUUGGCGAGUGAUGAAGCUUUGUCGUUUCGUUCCACAGUAAUAUCUCGUUUUGCUGAGCUAGUCAAUCUAAGCAGGGAGUGUGCAUUUGUCUUGGUCAUUGAUCAUUUUCACGAUGAGAUCCAGCAAAUAUUGGCGGAGCUUCGUUCUGAUCACCACAGCCAUAGCCUUUUUCUUUUCUUGAAAACUGCAAUCGAAGUACACUUGUCAGGAAAACUUGACUUCAGUGAACUUACUGCCAGAAACUAUGAAAUUGUUGAAAGUCUGUACUCUGGCGAACUCGAAGAUUAUCUUCAGAGAUUAUCAAAUCUCCCAAAGUUGUUUGAUCGCAAUCCUAUUUCUAUGACUGAUAAGUUAGUUGAACUCUAUCUGGAGCUUCUGUGUCGGUAUGAACCAAGGUCAGUCUUGAAGUUUCUGGAGACUUUCGAUAGCUACAGAUUGGAGAGGUGUUUGCUCCUUUGCCUAGAUUAUGGAGUUACAGAUGCUGCUGCAUUUCUGCAAGAGAGGGUUGGUGAUGUUACGAGUGCGUUGGAACUUGUUCUAGCUGGACUAGAUGAGAAAGUUAACCAGUUUAUCGCUUCGGUGGAAAAUGCGUUCUCUCGGACAUCGUCAAAGAGUAUCUCUCAAAUUGAGCAAGCAGACAUUGUUCUAAACAUGAGCGAGGCUCGUCCUGUGCUUGAUGUGUUACGUUCCUCCAUUGGAUUGUGCCAAAGGAAUUCACAGCGUUUAGAUCCAGAGGAGUCUCAGUCACUUUGGUUUCAACUGGUUGACUCUUUCUCAGAUCCACUGAAAAAGUUGUAUGGAAGCAAGGUUGUAAAUGGAAAAGGUUAUUGGUCCGAGGGUGGUGAAACGACAAAUGGGCAUCGUACAGGCAAAGUAUUCUCACAACAAAUGGUGAAUUCAGCUUAUCAAAGGUGUUUGAAUACUCUGCGGAGAGUUUUCUCACAAUUUGUUGGAGAGAUAAUUGAGGCAAUGGCUGGGUAUAUACCCCUACCAGCAAUUAUGGCAAAGCUAUUAUCUGACAAUGGGAGUCAAGAGUUUGGUGAUUUUAAACUUGUCAUACAUAGAAUGCUCUCUAUGUAUCUCUAUGAAAAAAGAAUACUGGAAACAGCCAAGUCAGUUAUCGAGGAUGAUUCGUUCUAUACGUUGAGCUUAUUAAAGAGAGGGGUUUGUCAUGGAUUUGCUCCACAGACAUUUGUCUGUUGUGUAUGCAACUGCUCACUUUCUAAAGAAGGUGCUAUUUCAGCAAUUCGAGUAUUCAGUUGUGGACAUGCAACACAUCUUCAUUGUGAGUCUGAACAAAGCAAAUCAUCCAAUAGGGAUUUUAAAGAUGGAUGUCCAGUUUGUCUCUCAACGAGUGACACACAAGCCCGGAACAAAUCACCUAUAAUAGCUGAGAAUGGGCUACCCAAGUAUCCCGUUGUUGAACAUGAAGUACCAUAUGGCGCCCAUCAUAAUCACGAGACAGAUCAUGUCGAGAGAUCUCGUGGGCUUCAGCAGAUGUCACGGUUUGAAAUACUGAGUAAUCUCCAGAAAGGUCAGAAGUCUUUUCAUGUUGAAACUGUACCCCCGUUGAAACUUUCUCCGCCAGCCAUAUAUCAUGAAAAGAUACAAAAGAGAGUAAGUUUGGUGGGAGAAUCCAGCAGACAUUCAGUUAGAAGUGAAAAACCACAGAGAAUAUGGCACAUGAAGGAGCCAAAAUCAAAGAAAUCAGGGAAUUGGCUUCCACCAAAGUCAAGCAUAUUCAGUUCUGACAAGAAUCAAGUGCGGUAGACUACUGAUUGUAUGCCAGACUAUUUGCCACUACGGCUGUCGAAGCUUCAACCAAUCUGAUGUGCUCGAGCUGCACAGGAUUCUCCUGUGUGAUGUGUCCUUGGACUAGCAUGGUUCUUCUCUCCUGAGACAAUGU
This is a messenger RNA of Hordeum vulgare subsp. vulgare (domesticated barley), 5975 nucleotides long. RefSeq lists its product as uncharacterized. The record is from RefSeq and is a predicted model, not a curated record. The transcript is spliced from 20 exons. Bases 65 to 5839 code for a protein of 1924 amino acids. Gene Ontology annotation, molecular function: protein binding. Gene Ontology annotation, cellular component: HOPS complex; late endosome. Lineage: Eukaryota; Viridiplantae; Streptophyta; Magnoliopsida; Poales; Poaceae. Gene Ontology annotation, biological process: endosomal vesicle fusion; protein targeting to vacuole.